Messenger RNA from Amaranthus tricolor (Joseph's coat), 2691 nucleotides. Its product is annotated as cation/H(+) symporter 13-like. The record is from RefSeq and is a predicted model, not a curated record. Gene Ontology annotation, biological process: proton transmembrane transport; regulation of pH. Gene Ontology annotation, molecular function: antiporter activity. Gene Ontology annotation, cellular component: membrane; endomembrane system. The coding region runs from base 1 to 2691 and encodes 896 amino acids. Lineage: Eukaryota; Viridiplantae; Streptophyta; Magnoliopsida; Caryophyllales; Amaranthaceae. The transcript is spliced from 7 exons.
AUGUCAUUACAUGAAGAAUUGAAUCCAAAACAAUGGUGGUCAAUGGGAAAUGUAUUUAAGGAUAAAUUGUUAUGUCAAUAUAUAAGGGGAAUAAGUUCUCGUGGAUUUUGGUAUGGAGAUGAUCCUUUGAGUUAUCCAACUCCAUUAAUAUUGGUUCAAAUUUCCCUCAUUUUCUUUACUACUAGAGCUGUUUUUUUCAUACUUCAACCAUUACGCCAAAGUAUGACCGUCGCCCAAAUUCUUGCAGGACUUAUUAUAGGCCCGUCAGUAUUAGGUCGAAUUCCAUAUUGGCUAAGCGUAUAUUUCCCACCACCGGCAAGCUACGUUCUAAAGACAAUAGCAAGCUUUGGAUUUAUGCUACAAAUGUUCAUAUCAGGAGUUAUGAUUGAUAUGAGUGCAAUCCGUAAAAGUGGUCCUAAAUCAAUUCUCAUUGCAUUUUCUGGUGUAUUCUUUUCCCUUAUGUUAGGAGCUUUAGCCUUUUUCUUUCUUCGUACUCGAUUCGAGCUCGAUCAAAGCCUUUUUUCGGGUAUUCGAAUCAUGAUCCUUUUCAAUUCUUUAACCUUCUUUAUGGUAACAAGUAGCUACUUACAUGAUCUCAAAAUCAUUAACUCUGAAAUGGGUAGAUUAGCCUCAUCAUCCUCUUUAGUUAUUGAUAUAUUUGGGCUUUUAACCACUACUUUCGGGCUUAUUUGGUUAAGCCCAACUACAAACCCUAAUCUACCCCCCAAAUGGAUGACUUCAAUUAGCAUAAGUUUAUAUUAUCUAGUUUUAUUUUGUGGGUUUAGACCCUUAAUACUUUCUAUUGUUAGGAGAACUCCAGAAGGUAUGCCAAUGAAACAAACACAUUUUUUAGUGAUUUUGGCUAUUGUGAUGGUGUCUUGGCAUUGGGGUGAAAGAGUGGGCCAGAGAUUUUCAGCAUUUUUGUUUGGGCUUUCUUUGCCGCAUGGGCCUCCAUUGGGCUCAGCAUUGGUCCAAAAGCUGGAGUUGUUUACAUCUGGUGUGCUUUUACCAUUGUUUUGUAGUAUGAAUGGAUGGAGGAUUAGAACAAAGUAUUUGGCAAAAAAUCCAUACUCAAUGUUGGGAGUAGAGAUAAUUCUUGUGCUUGGUCAAAUAGGUAAGUUUUUGGGGACUGUUGGUUCAUCCAUUGCUGUUGGAGUUUCACUUGAAGAUGCUGUUCCUCUUGGUUUUAUGAUGACUUUUAAAGGUAUUAUGGAGAUUGCUACUUUUGCUGUUUGGAAGGAUCAAAAGCUUUUGGAUGAUCGAUUAUUUUCAUUGGCAAUGCUAAACAUAGUAUUCUUCACCGGAAUUGCAUUUCCACUAAUACAAUGGUUAUAUGAUCCAUCCUCAAAAUACAAUACAGUUAGAAAAAGAAAGGUAAUGGGAUUAGGUGACCAUGGUGAUCUUCAAGUUCUUGUAUGCAUCCACAAUGAAGACAAUAUGCCUGCUAUGCUCGACAUCUUAGAAGUGUCGAAAUUCAACAAAUCAGGGGGAUCAAUCUCGGUUUUUGCCCUUCAACUCAUACAGCUUAAAGGAAGUGCCAUUCCGAUCUUAGCACCACUCCAUGAAUACAAGAAAAAAGCUGAUAAUUUCGGUCUUUUUGAUCAUGUGGUAAAUGCCUUAGAACAAUUCGAGCAAGAUUGUCUAGGGUAUGCUCGUGUGCAACAGUUCGUGUCUGUUACACCGUCUAAGAGUAUGCACAACGACAUAUGUACUCUCGCACAUGAUAAGAGGACAAGUCUUAUAAUCGUCCCUUUUCAUAAAAAAUGGGGGAUCGAUGGUAAUGUUGAUUUCUCCGAUCAACAAUUAAGGAGUAUAAAUCAAAGAAUUCUUCGAGAAUCUCCUUGUUCGAUUGCUAUAUUGAUCAGUAAAGUACCAUCUGAACAGGGUGUUGGAAUGAAAGGUUUAGAUCGUUUCUCGAUUAAUAGUCACCAAACAUAUCAAAUUGUAACACUUUUCGUAGGAGGAACAGACGAUCAUGAGGCGUUAGCAUUAACUAGGCGAAUGGCAGAACACCCGAAUGUAAGGCUUACUGUCAUAUGGUUAAAAGAUCCAAGACCCUACGAAACUCGAGAAGUGCAAGAAGAUAUGAGAGUAAUGAGAGAAUUCCAUAUGAAAUCGAAAGGACACGAAAGAAUUUGUGUUCGAGAAAAGGUCGUAGAAGAUGGGAUUGGGACAACAAAAGCAGUAUUAUCAUUGGAAAAUACAACAGAUUUAUUUGUUGUAGGAAGAUAUCAUGAAGAAGAUUGUGCAGCCAUACAAGGGCUUGGUGUUUGGAGUGAUAGCCCGGAAAUUGGUUCAUUGGCUGAUACAUUAGUUUCUUCGAAUUCUCAGGUUUCGAUUUUGGUUGUGCAACAACAACCUAGAGUUGAUUGGAAACUUAAUGGUUCUAAGAACAGCAGGGAUUAUGAUUUUGCUGUUAGUAUUGAUUCUCCUAAAAGCAACACCAGUCUUAGAUCGCGUAUUGCUUUAGGUAGCAAUCGUGUUAUGCAAAUUAAGAGAGAAAAGAAAGGCAAAAUAAAAGGGGAGGAAAAGAAAGGGAAUGAGAAGACCGAGAAAAGACUCUUUUGUUUGCUUAGGAAGAUGAUUUCAUAUAUAAAGGUGAAUGUUGACAAAUCAUCUUUGACAGCAGAUUUAGGUAGCCGUUUUUGCAGAUCGUCUUUUGCAAGACUCUCUGAUCAUUAUAUUGAUUAG